AUGAAAAGAAGCCUUUCCUCGCGGCGCGACAGCAGUUCUACUGAGCAAAGAGGUAGGAAGAGGCAGAAGCUCGAGAAGUCGUACUCGACACGUGAGAUUCCUUGGAAGGAGCAGCGAGCUCUUGGGGGAGCCUUCUCUUUCGUUGGUAAAGGCGCUUGGCCCGUCCUUCGCAUAACGGCCGAGAGAAAGUCUGGCAAGAGAACACAAUAUCUGAUCCAGUGGCGGCCGCAUCCUCGUACCCACGAAGAAUUCAAACCUGAGUGGAUAUUCAGCGACAACGUUGACGACGACUCCAUAGCUGAAUGGGAGCAAGUUAAAGAGCAGAGAGAAGAGCAGAGAGAAGAGCAGAGAGAAGAGCACUCAGCACGACAGGAGGAACUACUGGUAGCACCUCGUGCUCGGCGACACCCAGCUCUUCCAGACUCUUCAGCGGAUGAUAUCAGCGGUACCGGCCCGGAGAGGGAUGCUUCUCGCAGUCCUCCAAGUUUGCUGAGCGGUUCUUCUGCUUCCGGCUUGGAUGUUCUAGAAACUCAGUAUCCCGAAGAGCAUUUGCGCGUCAACCUACCAUCACUACCUCAAGACAAAGCAGAGCCUACCAGUUCGAAGAGCCAUAACGACCAGACCAUGUCAACGAACGAGCUCGGGGCCAGUCGGCCCGAGACAACUGAUCACUAUAUCAAGUCGCCCUUGGCCAACAGCAUCAACCACGACGACUUGAUUGCCGACGAGCCUCUCUUCCACGAUGGUAAUCAAGACGUCUUGGUUGUUGCUCCUGGAGAAAUCUCGAUUCCCCUUAUGAUACAUGAAUCUAUAGAGGAAGAGCCUCAGUCUUCUACGGACACCUCAAAUUUGUUAGACUCAAAAGCUAACUCCAGUCAAGAGUCUUUGAACAACGAACGGGAGAUCGAAACAGUUGAUGGGGUUAUGAUCCCUGCUCUUCCAAUAUUUGGACCUUGCGAACAUGCUGUUGCUUUACCCGCAGAGGGCAGGGUCAAAUCAAUCUACGACGAGAUAAUCAAGUUGAAGAAGAGAGCGAUUCUGGGUUUCAUCAGACGUAAGGGCUCCCCUGGAACAUCCGAGAUUUCCAGCAAGAAAACGCUCGAACGGAACGAGAUGCAAGAAAUGUUAUCACGGCUGAACGAUACAACUACUCAUAUGGAUCUCGGACUACCUAACACGCAAGACCCCCUGACACAGAACCCGGAGCAAAACGCAGCUCAUGCAGAAUAUGCAGGAUCAAAGUUCACUUUCCUCGGCUAUCUAAUUGACCAGUUAAAGACUCAAAACUGUUCAAUAGCAAUCUUCGCCCAGGGUGGAACACUGCAAGACUUACUGGAGGAGUACCUUAUAAUGAAAGGCGUGCUAUAUCGGCGGUGGGAUGGCGCUGUUCAGCGUCAGAGUGUCACGGAUCUAGACUGCUUUUCGGUUGAUCUUCUCAGCACAGAGGGUGACGAGUCUGCCGUCCUGCCUCGCAGACCAGCUUUGAUUCUGGCUUUCGAUAUCUCCUUCAUGAUAACGGAUCCACAGGUUCAGGCUCUGUACCAACAGUUCGAUCGAGAGUUGCCAAUCAUCCAUUUGCUAGUCACGAACUCUUCGGAACAUGUUGAGCGAUGUGUACCAGUGUCAUUCACCUCUAAUAUUCGGCUGAAGGUGGUUGUGCGUACAACAUAUUUAGCAGCACCGAACCUUGGAGGAGACAUAACCUAUGUGCCUGAUCCUUCAGACCAACCCACAGGGAGACCUAUGGAUAUGUCAGAUCUUCAGAGGGCUGUGCGAAAAAGUCCCGCUCGGAGGCUCAACUUGAUCGCUGACAUCGUUGCCAAUCACGCAAUAUCUGGUGAGCUCAACCACAAGUGGUCGCUAGGUGGUAUGCCGGAGCUAAAGUUGGUCCCUCUUGACAGUCCUCCAAGAGUGAGUCGCGCAGCUUCCAGAACACCGCAGCCUCUUAACACAAGAACGCAAACACCAGCCUCUCGAGCCACCACGCCUGUGACUCGUAAAAGAUUGCUCGAAGUGGAGGGGGACGAGCGCGGAAAGAGGCAGCGUCUUACACCUGUUCAUGAUUCUAUGCCCGGAAGCGAUGUGACACCUAAUUCCGUUGAAGAGCUCCGAGAAGCGCGCAAGCAAAUUGCCCAGCUAAUAUCGGACUUGUCCAAUGCCGGAAAUGCCUUGACUAUAGCGGAGAAGGCACGUACUACUGCGGAGACCAAAGCACAAGAAUGGAGAGACGAACUUGCGGAAGUACUCCGCCGUUACGAGAUCGGACGAAAUAAGAGGAAGGAGAUCUACAAAGAGAACAAGGAGCUUCAGAUCACGCUCACCAAUAUGAAGGCUAGAGAUGAGGUCACCCGAACGGAAAAGGCAUUGCUUCGCCAACAGUUGACUGAUUCGAAAGCCGAGCUAGUACAGGCUCGCAACGACCUCAAGACUGCAGGAGGUGAUGUUGCAGAGCUAGAGGAAGCUCGUGCACUGGCUCGUGACGCUGCAGCUAAGACGCUUUCAUUGGAAAAAUCUUUGAAGACUACUAAGAGCGACUUUGACUUCACGCGUUCUCAAUACCAAGAUGCCUCCAAGCGAGCUGUAGAUCUGGCGUCGGAGAUCAAAGAGCUUCAAGAGCAGGUAGAGCAUUACAAGCUUGCUGCAGACGACACGAAACGAUCCUUGAAGGCCAUGAACUACAAAGCCAGCAUUAACAAAGCCAUGGAAACAGCAGAAUUAGCUGGACUUGAAGUCAAGAGCCGCGAUACAGUUAUCAAAAGGUUGCAAGAAGAAAAUGCCAUGUUGAAGAGUAGAAGAGGUGUACAGACUCGAGGCAGUAGUAUACAACCUGCUGGCAGUCCAGCUCCUCGAAGUCGACAAGCGAGCCCUGCUCCUGGCCAUCUCACAGUACCUACAGGUUCCAGAACAAGUCUUCUCCGCAACGAGCGUUGA
Lithohypha guttulata is the source of this 2931-nucleotide messenger RNA. RefSeq lists its product as uncharacterized. NCBI's taxonomy places the organism in Eukaryota, Fungi, Ascomycota, Eurotiomycetes, Chaetothyriales, Trichomeriaceae. The transcript is spliced from 2 exons. Bases 1 to 2931 code for a protein of 976 amino acids. The record is from RefSeq and is a predicted model, not a curated record. Gene Ontology annotation, cellular component: HDA1 complex.